CCAUCCCUGAAUUAACCUAGGCCGAAGGUGCCUUUACAGGCGUUUGCUGGGGGGCGCCAUGUCUCAGCCCGCCAAGACCUCGACAACAGCUGCGGUGAACCCAGGCCCCGACAGCAAGGGGAAAGGGGCUCCGCCCACAGGCCCCGCCCCCGGCCCCGCCCCGGCCCCGGCGUCAACGCCCAAGCCCACCGGCAAAAUCGGGGAACCGGCACCCGGGAGCUACCGGCUGGUGGUCUUCGAACAGGAGAACUUCCAGGGCCAUCGGGUGGAAUUCUCCGGUGAGUGCUUGAACCUGGGAGACCGCGGCUUCGACCGAGUGCGCAGCCUCAUCGUCACCUCUGGACCCUGGGUCGCCUUUGAGCAGUCCAACUUCCGGGGGGAGAUGUUCAUCCUGGAGAAGGGCGAGUACCCACGCUGGGACACCUGGUCCAGCAGCUACCGCAGCGACCGGCUCAUGUCUUUCCGACCCGUCAGGAUGGACUCCCAGGAGCACAAGAUCUGCCUGUUCGAAGGAGCCAACUUCAAGGGCAACACCAUGGAGAUCCAGGAGGAUGACGUGCCCAGUCUCUGGGUCUAUGGCUUCUGUGACCGGGUGGGCAGCGUGAGGGUCUCCAGUGGAACCUGGGUAGGCUAUCAGUAUCCUGGCUACCGCGGGUACCAGUACCUCCUGGAGCCUGGUGACUUCCGGCAUUGGAACGAGUGGGGGGCCUUCCAGCCCCAGAUGCAGGCCGUGCGCCGCCUGCGGGACAGGCAGUGGCAUCGUGAGGGCUGCUUCCCGGUCCUGGCUGCUGAGCCCCCCAAAUGAGUCCACACUCCAUUUCUUGUCCCUCCUCUCACCCCUUCCUCGGGUUCCAUUUCCCCAUCUUUCUCAUGCAAAUAAAAGUUUCUAAAGCCAAAAA
Messenger RNA from Artibeus jamaicensis (Jamaican fruit-eating bat), 899 nucleotides. RefSeq names its product crystallin beta B1 (gene CRYBB1). NCBI's taxonomy places the organism in Eukaryota, Metazoa, Chordata, Mammalia, Chiroptera, Phyllostomidae. Bases 59 to 805 code for a protein of 248 amino acids. The transcript is spliced from 5 exons. Gene Ontology annotation, biological process: lens development in camera-type eye; visual perception. Gene Ontology annotation, molecular function: structural constituent of eye lens. The record is from RefSeq and is a predicted model, not a curated record.